AUGGUAAAGCCUGCAACGUCUCUUCGGUCACCAUGGGUGCAGAGGGUAUCUCAGAUUACUGCUAGGCAAAGUCAGCUGGAAAGCAUCAUAUGGGAUUGGGUCCAUAGAGAAAUAAGGCAUUCAGGUGAUGAUUCCGCUGAAGAAGAGAAUUUUGAAAUAGUUUUUAAGUGGAGACAAAUUGAAUGUUUCUUACCUGCUUUCAAGACUUUCCUUCCUGCUGAGGACAUUGAGGCAAAUUUAAUCAGCAUUUGGUCCUAUAUUUUGAACAGCAGAGAAAAAAUGAAGUCCGAAAAUUCUCCACUUAGAUUCUUCUGCAAUGUUGAGACAACCUUUUGCAACAUUCAUCACACAGAUGAGGUCAAUGAUGAAUUGAGAUACAGUCGGUUUGCUUCACGGAUGGAUGAGCAACUUGCUCUGUAUCCACAUAUGAAGUUUAAUGAGAUUGAUAUGGUCUUCUUUCCCAUAAAUGCGUUUGAGCAUUUCUACAUUGUAUGCUAUGGGCUAAAGAAUCCAAGUAUGGAGCUGAUUGACAAUAGCAAAAACUGCCCAGACUACAAGGAAAAAUACCAAGGUCGUCCUGAUGGUUUGGCUUAUAGCCAUAGUUAA
Messenger RNA from Asparagus officinalis (garden asparagus), 606 nucleotides. RefSeq lists its product as uncharacterized. Bases 1 to 606 code for a protein of 201 amino acids. The record is from RefSeq and is a predicted model, not a curated record. The transcript has 5 exons. Lineage: Eukaryota; Viridiplantae; Streptophyta; Magnoliopsida; Asparagales; Asparagaceae.